AUGAAAGUGGGUUGGGUCAACCCACAAGUGACCCGUGACCCAUUGGGUCUCGGGGCGGGUUUGGGUCGACUUUAUAUGAAAAAAAUAUAUGUGAACCGACCCGAGUGUGACCCGCUUAAUUACCGGGUCGAAGUUUUGAUUUUGGAAGGCGACUAA
This is a messenger RNA of Puccinia graminis f. sp. tritici CRL 75-36-700-3, 156 nucleotides long. RefSeq lists its product as uncharacterized. The record is from RefSeq and is a predicted model, not a curated record. The transcript has 2 exons. NCBI's taxonomy places the organism in Eukaryota, Fungi, Basidiomycota, Pucciniomycetes, Pucciniales, Pucciniaceae. The coding region runs from base 1 to 156 and encodes 51 amino acids.